This is a messenger RNA of Procambarus clarkii (red swamp crayfish), 3963 nucleotides long. The record is from RefSeq and is a predicted model, not a curated record. Lineage: Eukaryota; Metazoa; Arthropoda; Malacostraca; Decapoda; Cambaridae.
AUGAUUAAGGUUGCUGGGUAUGUUGGGUAUGUUGAGUAUGUUGAGUAUGUUGGGUAUGUUGAGUAUGUUGAGUAUGUUGGGAGACGGCCUCCGGGGGUCGUGGGGCGGGAGACGGCCUCCGGGGGUCGUGGAGCAGGAGACGGCCUCCAGGGGUCGUGGGGCAGGAGACGGCCUCCGGGGGUCGUGGGGCAGGAGACGGCCUCCAGGGGGUCGUGGAGCAGGAGACGGCCUCCUGGGGUCGUGGGGCUGGAGACGGCCUCCGGGGGUCGUGGGCAGGAGACGGCCUCCAGGGGUCGUAGAGCAGGAGACGGCCUCCAGGGGGUCGUGGAGCAGGAGACGGCCUCCGGGGGUCGUGGUGCAGGAGACGGCCUCCAGGGGUCGUGGAGCAGGAGACGGCCUCCAGGGGGUCGUGGUGCAGGAGACGGCCUCCAGGGGUCGUGGAGCAGGAGACGGCCUCCGGGGGUCGUGGGGCAGGAGACGGCCUCCAGGGGUCGUGGAGCAGGAGACGGCCUCCAGGGGUCGUGGAGCAGGAGACGGCCUCCGGGGGUCGUGGAGCAGGAGACGGCCUCCUGGGGUCGUGGUGCAGGAGACGGCCUCCGGGGGUCGUGGAGCAGGAGACGGCCUCCAGGGGUCGUGGAGCAGGAGACGGCCUCCGGGGGUCAUAGAGCAGGAGACGGCCUCCAGGGGUCGUGGAGCAGGAGACGGCCUCCAGGGGUCGUGGAGCAGGAGACGGCCUCCAGGGGUCGUGGAGCAGGAGACGGCCUCCGGGGGUCGUGGGGCAGGAGACGGCCUCCAGGGGUCGUGGAGCAGGAGACGGCCUCCGGGGGUCGUGGAGCAGGAGACGGCCUCCAGGGGUCGUGGAGCAGGAGACGGCCUCCGGGGGUCAUAGAGCAGGAGACGGCCUCCAGGGGUCGUGGAGCAGGAGACGGCCUCCAGGGGUCGUGGAGACGGCCUCCAGGGGUCGUGGUGCAGGAGACGGCCUCCAGGGGUCGUGGAGCAGGAGACGGCCUCCGGGGGUCGUGGAGCGGGAGACGGCCUCCAGGGGUCGUGGAGCAGGAGACGGCCUCCAGGGGUCGUGGAGCAGGAGACGGCCUCCGGGGGUCGUGGAGCGGGAGACGGCCUCCAGGGGUCGUGGAGCAGGAGACGGCCUCCAGGGGUCGUGGUGCAGGAGACGGCCUCCAGGGGUCGUGGUGCAGGAGACGGCCUCCAGGGGUCGUGGAGCAGGAGACGGCCUCCGGGGUCGUGGAGCGGGAGACGGCCUCCAGGGGUCGUGGAGCAGGAGACGGCCUCCAGGGGUCGUGGAGCAGGAGACGGCCUCCGGGGGUCGUGGAGCGGGAGACGGCCUCCAGGGGUCGUGGAGCAGGAGACGGCCUCCGGGGGUCGUGGAGCAGGAGACGGCCUCCGGGGGUCGUGGAGCAGGAGACGGCCUCCAGGGGUCGUGGUGCAGGAGACGGCCUCCAGGGGUCGUGGUGCAGGAGACGGCCUCCAGGGGUCGUGGAGCGGGAGACGGCCUCCGGGGGUCGUAGAGCAGGAGACGGCCUCCAGGGGUCGUGGUGCAGGAGACGGCCUCCAGGGGUCGUGGAGCAGGAGACGGCCUCCGGGGGUCGUGGAGCAGGAGACGGCCUCCAGGGGUCGUGGUGCAGGAGACGGCCUCCAGGGGUCGUGGAGCAGGAGACGGCCUCCGGGGGUCGUGGUGCAGGAGACGGCCUCCAGGGGUCGUGGAGCAGGAGACGGCCUCCAGGGGUCGUGGAGCAGGAGACGGCCUCCAGGGGUCGUGGUGCAGGAGACGGCCUCCAGGGGUCGUGGUGCAGGAGACGGCCUCCAGGGGUCGUGGAGCGGGAGACGGCCUCCAGGGGUCGUGGAGCAGGAGACGGCCUCCAGGGGUCGUGGUGCAGGAGACGGCCUCCGGGGUCGUGGAGCGGGAGACGGCCUCCAGGGGUCGUGGAGCAGGAGACGGCCUCCAGGGGUCGUGGUGCAGGAGACGGCCUCCAGGGGUCGUGGUGCAGGAGACGGCCUCCAGGGGUCGUGGAGCGGGAGACGGCCUCCGGGGGUCGUAGAGCAGGAGACGGCCUCCAGGGGUCGUGGUGCAGGAGACGGCCUCCAGGGGUCGUGGAGCAGGAGACGGCCUCCGGGGGUCGUGGUGCAGGAGACGGCCUCCAGGGGUCGUGGAGCGGGAGACGGCCUCCGGGGGUCGUGGAGCAGGAGACGGCCUCCAGGGGUCGUGGAGCAGGAGACGGCCUCCGGGGGUCGUGGAGCGGGAGACGGCCUCCGGGGGUCGUAGAGCAGGAGACGGCCUCCAGGGGUCGUGGUGCAGGAGACGGCCUCCAGGGGUCGUGGAGCAGGAGACGGCCUCCUGGGGUCGUGGUGCAGGAGACGGCCUCCAGGGGUCGUGGAGCAGGAGACGGCCUCCGGGGGUCGUGGAGCAGGAGACGGCCUCCAGGGGUCGUGGGGCAGGAGACGGCCUCCGGGGGUCGUGGUGCAGGAGACGGCCUCCAGGGGUCGUGGAGCAGGAGACGGCCUCCGGGGGUCGUGGAGCAGGAGACGGCCUCCAGGGUCGUAGAGCAGGAGACGGCCUCCAGGGGUCGUGGUGCAGGAGACGGCCUCCAGGGGUCGUGGAGCGGGAGACGGCCUCCAGGGGUCGUGGAGCAGGAGACGGCCUCCAGGGGUCGUGGUGCAGGAGACGGCCUCCAGGGGUCGUGGUGCAGGAGACGGCCUCCAGGGGUCGUGGAGCGGGAGACGGCCUCCAGGGGUCGUGGAGCAGGAGACGGCCUCCAGGGGUCGUGGUGCAGGAGACGGCCUCCAGGGGUCGUGGAGCGGGAGACGGCCUCCAGGGGUCGUGGAGCGGGAGACGGCCUCCAGGGGUCGUGGUGCAGGAGACGGCCUCCAGGGGUCGUGGUGCAGGAGACGGCCUCCAGGGGUCGUGGAGCGGGAGACGGCCUCCAGGGGUCGUGGAGCAGGAGACGGCCUCCAGGGGUCGUGGUGCAGGAGACGGCCUCCAGGGGUCGUGGUGCAGGAGACGGCCUCCAGGGGUCGUGGAGCAGGAGACGGCCUCCGGGGGUCGUGGUGCAGGAGACGGCCUCCAGGGGGUCGUGGAGCAGGAGACGGCCUCCAGGGGUCGUGGAGCAGGAGACGGCCUCCAGGGGUCGUGGUGCAGGAGACGGCCUCCAGGGUCGUGGAGCGGGAGACGGCCUCCAGGGGUCGUGGAGCGGGAGACGGCCUCCAGGGGUCGUGGAGCAGGAGACGGUCUCCAGGGGUCGUGGAGCAGGAGACGGCCUCCAGGGGUCGUGGUGCAGGAGACGGCCUCCAGGGGUCGUGGUGCAGGAGACGGCCUCCGGGGGUCGUGGAGCAGGAGACGGCCUCCAGGGGGUCGUGGGGCAGGAGACGGCCUCCGGGGGUCGUGGUGCAGGAGACGGCCUCCAGGGGGUCGUGGAGCAGGAGACGGCCUCCGGGGGUCGUGGUGCAGGAGACGGCCUCCAGGGGGUCGUGGAGCAGGAGACGGCCUCCGGGGGUCGUGGUGCAGGAGACGGCCUCCAGGGGUCGUGGUGCAGGAGACGGCCUCCAGGGGUCGUGGAGCAGGAGACGGCCUCCAGGGGUCGUGGAGCAGGAGACGGCCUCCAGGGGUCGUGGAGCAGGAGACGGCCUCCAGGGGUCGUGGAGCAGGAGACGGCCUCCAGGGGUCGUGGUGCAGGAGACGGCCUCCAGGGGUCGUGGAGCGGGAGACGGCCUCCAGGGGUCGUGGAGCGGGAGACGGCCUCCAGGGGUCGUGGAGCAGGAGACGGUCUCCAGGGGUCGUGGAGCAGGAGACGGCUCCAGGGGUCGUGGUGCAGGAGACGGCCUCCAGGGGUCGUGGUGCAGGAGACGGCCUCCGGGGGUCGUGGAGCAGGAGACGGCCUCCAGGGGGUCGUGGAGCAGGAGACGGCCUCCAGGGGUCGUGGAGCAGGAGACGGCCUCCAGGGGUCGUAG